Messenger RNA from Frieseomelitta varia, 2268 nucleotides. RefSeq lists its product as uncharacterized. The transcript has 8 exons. The record is from RefSeq and is a predicted model, not a curated record. Bases 242 to 1192 code for a protein of 316 amino acids. NCBI's taxonomy places the organism in Eukaryota, Metazoa, Arthropoda, Insecta, Hymenoptera, Apidae.
GUUUUCGCGCCGCGAACAUCGUAAAGGCCGACAGUCAGAAUCGAACUAUCACGCGUCUCGGUCCUCGGUCCGCUCCAACGUCGAACAAUGUUUUGGUGCCAUUACUCGUCUUUCGUGCGUCUCGCUUUCCCCAUAUGGCAUGAACUGCGCACGAUCGUGUAAUUGGUAUCGGUCAAUGUGUCGCAAAGUAGUUCAUCGGUCGGAAGUGCGUAUAAUGUGUGAUCGCUCACGCGUCUGAAGCAUGGCUAUCAUGCAAUCCUGUUGCUGCUGGCGGUCAGUGAGGAGAGGUAGCUUCGCAUGUGCUCUUUACACCGGGAUUUACUUUAUCCUAUUGGCUCUAACCACGGGUAAAGUGCUCCAGGGGGAGAGUCAAUAUCUGCGAGGGAAUCGCUCGCUACCAGAAUCCACUAGUUUCCUAGAACCGGACACCAUAUCCCCAACGACGGUACGAUUUAACGUGACGCUGCUUGUAUGCUCGUGUUGCGGUCUGAUUUGCUGCAUCCUGCUUCUCUAUGGUCUCUGCAAGGAUCGGCGUGUCUUUCUCAUACCCUGGAUUAUCGUUAUCGUCACGACCUGUGUUAUCGAUAUGGCGCAUUCCUUCUACUUGUUCAUCACUGCGUCCGCCUUUGAUCCGACGAAGGUGAUGCUGUACACGUUGAAUUUCUUUCUCCUCUGCCUGAACAUAUAUUCCGUGUUGUGCGUGAUCUCCCAGUAUCAAGAAUAUAUGGCUGGUCGAGGCACCGCCGCGGACGACUACGAAUACGGGGUCAGUAUUCUAAGAGUCUCUCAACGGAAACAGGAUCGGGAUAAGAGACGAAAAGUUCCAGCAGUGAGAUAUGCUGUUCAGCCGCCGACUACGACAGCCACGUCUUGUCUAAGCUCCCGAAGGACAGCGACAAACAACGAAACUAAAACGACCGCAACGCCGACGCAGAGUCCUACUGCUGGUCAGAACACCCUUUCCUCGGAGAAAAGUCCUGUUUCAGGACGACCGUCCAGGAAACACGUCCAGUUCCCUGACACGGCCUCUGACAGUCAGAAGGGAAAGUCUGAGGUUCCGCUCACGACGUCGGUACUUAAAAUGGAAGCAAAAAACGAACACGCGACACCGUCGUCCUCGUUGAAGCUCGAGGAGGCCACGAUCGAUCAGAUUCUUCUGUCUCGGAAAAAUAGCUGUAACCAAGACACCUGAAGUUCAGAGUCUAUUUAUACGAUCGGCAUGUGAACGAUAAUGACAGAAUGUUCCUCUUGCCAGAUAUUGCCGGUUCUCUUUGCUCUUGGAGAAAAUUUAUUCGGCUUGCGAAUGGUUCCACAUCGCCAAUAAAUAAUUUAUCCCUGAGUCGGUCUAUGAAAUAAGAAACCGACAGAUUGAACCUCAUCGCAAUUCGCUCAUAGCAACGAUCGUUACCUUUGCUCUGUCACUUUCGACUGACGGAAUCAUCUCUAUAUGUGAUUCUUUUUUUACGAUGUAUUUCAUCAAAUUGUCACAUUGUCUUUAGGAAACUCGAUUAAAAUUAUCAUAGAAGGGACACAUCGUCUCGCGAAAUGUCUGUAGCCGGUCUAUCGGAAAUGAUCGCCUUCAUUUCCCGCAACGUAGUAGAUCUAGAUACAUAUUAAGUUUUUUUUUUCUACUAUCGGCGGGAAUCGUGAAUGCAGAUGCAGAAUCAAAGACGAUCGAAUCGAAUGUAAGGGCAAAUAUUUGUACGAUUGUCGAUGAAUAUUGACAAUUUGUCGAUUCAGUAAUAGAAUUUUGCCGCCGCGAUAACGAACAUUGAUCUUCCAAUCGAAUAUUGACGCUCCUUACAGUUCUUCGACAUCUUUGUAUCUGCGAAAGAGUAUAACAGAAUAUUCUACGCGCGAAUAAAAUUGUACGACCAAUCUGAUCAAUCAGUAUUUUUGUAUUAUACAUCUUUGGAAAGAUUUGUAUUUUCGGGCCAAAAAGAAACUCCCUCUCGUUUUUUUUCUUUUCUUUUUUUAUUUACAAACGAAUUUUUGAAAAAUUGUUUACUUCGUUAUCGAAUACACGCUCGUUAAAACAUACUUGUUUCUUGGUUUCUAAUGAGGACGCUGCUCGAAACUCGCCCACUGUGAAAUAAAGUAUGUUUCUAGCCGAAUAUGAUAUUUGUCGAUUUGCAGACUGUUCGUACUCUCAAAUGUACAUAUUACUGUAAAUUACAAUAUGUGUUGCCGUACCUGUUAUAUAUAGAUUCCGUAAGGGACUUUUAAAAGGCUGUUCUGACAUUUUCAAUAAAUAAUUCAUGUGGUUUU